Messenger RNA from Lichtheimia ornata, 1341 nucleotides. RefSeq lists its product as uncharacterized. The transcript has 5 exons. Gene Ontology annotation, biological process: neuron projection morphogenesis; MAPK cascade; regulation of MAPK cascade. Gene Ontology annotation, cellular component: cytoplasm. Bases 1 to 1341 code for a protein of 446 amino acids. The record is from RefSeq and is a predicted model, not a curated record. Gene Ontology annotation, molecular function: ATP binding; protein serine/threonine kinase activity. NCBI's taxonomy places the organism in Eukaryota, Fungi, Mucoromycota, Mucoromycetes, Mucorales, Lichtheimiaceae.
AUGCAAUCAGCGCCACAAACAUCCACCUGUCAUCUUUAUGCUACCGGAAAACUCUCGGUUACACCACGUUGCAAAGCUGCGAAUGAACUAUUGCUCUGCUCCUCCUCUUCACCAUCAUCAUCAGGUCCGAACAAGGGAGGCCCUUUUUCAUUUUGCUUUCGACGACUUGCUUCGCUACUAUCACGGAUCAUUUAUAAACAUCCAUCUACACGCCAUCCAUUACGUAAACGCACCAACCAUUACUAUUCAAGCCAUCUAGAGGAUUAUCGACUUUUACAAGAGCUUGGGUGUGGAGGAUCAGCUAUAGUAUUCGCCGCUAGUUAUCGACCACGAUCAUCAUUGAUAGCCUUGAAACAGGUGGAUUUGAAUCGUUGCAGGAUAUCUGAUAAGGAGAUUACCGCCCUACGCAGAGAAAUUCAUAUCCUCUCCCGUUGCCAUCAUCCACACAUUAUCAGCAUUCUCCGAAGCUUCACGGUGUCACAUCACAUGUACCUUGUCAUGCCAAUGAUGAUAGGAUCUUGCCGAGACCUUUUAACAGACUUUUUGCCCGACGGGCUAGAGGAGGAAUCUAUAAUAGCCUGCAUUCUCAGGCAAACCAUUUCUGGACUACGUUAUCUACAUGUCAAUGGUGUCAUCCAUCGUGAUGUCAAGGCAGCCAAUAUCCUUGUCGACCAAACAGGCGUUGUCAAGCUGGCUGAUUUUGGUGCAUCUAUCAUCAUCCACGAUGAUGAUCCACAGCAACAACAACAGAAACGAAAUAGUCAAUUCUUGACGGUGCCUCAAUCUACAUCAUGUCCUUGUCGGUCUUUUGUUGGUACGCCCUGCUGGAUGGCCCCAGAAAUGAUACAACAUCUUGAGUACACUGAAAAAGUCGACAUGUGGGCACUUGGUAUCACAGCAAUCGAGCUGGCUUGUGGCUCUCCACCUUUUUGUGAUGGCACACCUGCUACGAUCUUCUCAAGGGUCAUUUAUGAACCUUCCCCCACAUUGGAUAGCGCCAAGUAUUCUGACAACCUACGCGACUUUGUGUCCAAAUGUCUUGAAAAGGAUGUAAAAAAACGCAUCUCCGCUGAUCACGCCUUACACCACCCAUUCAUUGUGUCCGCCUUUUCAUCCUCUCAUCUUGCUACAUGGUUGCACAGCUUACAGUAUUCACCUCAUCAUGCGAACAAUGAUAUACAACGCAGCUACAGCAUGGCAUCUCUGCAAGCGGAUCAUGACGAGGAGGAAGAAGAUGAUGAUUCAGCACCCACUACUCCUGAUGAUGUUUCUCCAACAUCUUUGCACAUCCCCAAUCGCAACCUUUUAUUACACACACCAAAAGAGUUUCAUUUGUUUUGA